ACAUAACCUCAUUUUUAGAAAGUUGUUGUUUUCCGCAAAAAAGCUCCACGAAAAGUGAUUUUAAUUUGUAAAAAUAGAUUUUGUAGAAAAACAUUUUCACAUAACACGGUACAAAUGAGUGAAAAGUGAUUGGAAAAAUGAGUCGCAUAAGGUGGCGACUUCGGGAAAUUCCCAGACGCUUGUAUGAUAAUUUACGAUUCAAGUAUGAUUACACACUGUUGUGCAUCCAAUCUCUCAUGUACAAUCAUCACUUGAAUGGCAGCUAUGUGUCUGAUAUUUGUAUGGAACCAAUUUUCUGGUUUGUGGACAAUUUCACGCAUCUCCUUGGACCGUUUUUCGUAAUUGGAGUAGCUUGUCUCACAUCUGCCGUUGUUUUCAUAUCCUAUUGGAUUGGUCUUCCCUACUGGUGGGCCAAAAGUCAUGAGGCAACUGUGAUUCUUGUGAUUGUCGGCAAUUGGCUCCUUCUCAAUGUUGUCUUUCACUACUAUAUGGCCGUAGUAACACCACCUGGGCAUCCUCCUGAGGGAGAGCUCAUUGUGGAGGCUGUUAGUAUCUGCAAGAAAUGCAUUGCGCCAAAACCACCUCGAACGCAUCAUUGCUCCGUAUGCAAUCGAUGCAUUCUCUCCAUGGAUCAUCACUGCCCUUGGCUCAACAAUUGCGUAGGAUUCGGCAAUCAUCGAUACUUCUUCCUCUAUAUGGUGUAUACAGCUGUAGGAUCAAUCUUCAUUAUUGUUUUCGGCAUGGGGAUUGGGUACAAUUCCCUCUUGCUCGGUGACGGUGAGGGCUGGUUUGAGACUGAACCACUCGAAGGGCAUCCAGUUCGCUUCAACAUUUCCGGACAUGCUCUACCAAUUACGGAAAUGAAUGAGUACGGUGAGGAUGGUAUAAUGCCAGCACACCACGAGCUGCCAGUUCCUCAUGAAUUGUCCAACAAUGCAGCCAAACAUCGAGCCAUCAUUUUUAUGGCAAUAAUCAAUGUGGCGGUAGUUUUUGCAUUGGGUUCCCUCAGUAUUUGGCAUGCAAAGCUCAUCGGUCGGGGUGAGACGAGCAUUGAGGCCUACAUCAAUAGGGCAGAGACCAAGAGACUCGCCGCACUCGGCAAAACCUACGUAAACCCCUACAAUUUUGGUAAGAAAAAGAACUGGAGGCUCUUCCUUGGUCUCGUACGAGGAAGAUCCUGGUGGCGGCACGUACUUCUUCCAUCGGCCCACAAGCCAGAGGGCACGGGCCUUACAUGGCAUACCGUGUCCACAGAAGGGCAUUUGCUCGGCGAAGACGAUGAUUGGCCGUAGCAUUAACCAAAACAAUAAGAUAAAAAAUAUAAAAUAAACAACCGAAGUCAUUUUAUGCGUGAUAAACUUAAUUUUAAUUAACAAUUGCGUUCCCGAAAAUUCCAACAUAAUAGUGUUUUUAAAUUAAAUUUCGUGAAUGCAUUUGCCCGAGCAUUUUGUGUUUUAUAAGAAGCAUUUUUGAGAGCAAGAAUAAAGACAGUAAAAAUACCAAAAGAAAAA
Messenger RNA from Lutzomyia longipalpis, 1511 nucleotides. RefSeq names its product palmitoyltransferase ZDHHC16. Gene Ontology annotation, molecular function: palmitoyltransferase activity. The transcript is spliced from 5 exons. Gene Ontology annotation, biological process: protein palmitoylation. The coding region runs from base 138 to 1292 and encodes 384 amino acids. Gene Ontology annotation, cellular component: Golgi apparatus. Lineage: Eukaryota; Metazoa; Arthropoda; Insecta; Diptera; Psychodidae. The record is from RefSeq and is a predicted model, not a curated record.